This is a messenger RNA of Musca vetustissima, 1179 nucleotides long. RefSeq names its product tabinhibitin 3-like. NCBI's taxonomy places the organism in Eukaryota, Metazoa, Arthropoda, Insecta, Diptera, Muscidae. The transcript is spliced from 4 exons. The record is from RefSeq and is a predicted model, not a curated record. The coding region runs from base 1 to 1179 and encodes 392 amino acids.
AUGAAUUUGUUGCGAAUCACAUGUGGAAGAGAGUUAAAACCCGAAGGAGCAGGAGCAGCCGUUUUUGAAAUCAUUGAUGAAAAGGCGUUGGCAUUGAUAUUGCUUCAUGUGAAGGCAAAUCAAAUUCCUCAUGUAAAGGAUUGCAAAACGGCGGAGCGGGCGUGGUUGAAGUUGAAAGAGACGCAUCAACCAAAGGGGCAUACAAGGAAGAUAAUGUUGUUCAAGAAACUCCUGUCAAUGAAGCUGCAAGCCGGUGGUAAGAUGAUGGAUCAUCUAAAUGAAUUUAGUACAAUUUGUGAAAAUCUGAAUGAAGUUGAGGUUCAGUUGCCGGACGAGAUUUUUGUUAUAAUUCUGCUAUCAAGUUUGCCGACAAAUUAUGAAACUUGUGUAGUCGCAAUAGAGACUCGGUGCCUUAAAGGUGAAGUUAUUGGAAGAAAGUUGAAGCAGAACUACUGUAGUGAGGUCUUGGAUUGGUGUGAUCCGAAUUUAUGUCCAAGUGGUGAACAACAUAUAGCCUGUAAUAAUGAUGGGGCUCUGCAUGAACGAUGUGGCUAUGAUGCUGAAAUAAUCGAUUUGGAACCGUAUCGUGAUUUAAUCGUACAUGAACACAAUAAACGACGAAAUUUUGUAGCACUUGGACUAUUGCCAGGAUAUUAUCCUGCCUCUCGCAUGGCCACACUACAAUGGGAUGAAGAAUUAGAAUAUUUAGCCGACCUGAAUGCACGCACCUGUAUUGUAGAGCAUGAUGUGUGCCGUAAUACAUAUCGUUUCCGUAAUUCAGGACAAAAUCUAGUUGGCAUUUCACGUUUUAAAAAUGUUUAUCAAAAUAUAACGGAAAUAAUACUGAACGAUAUGUGGUUGUGGUUUCGAGAGCACAAAAUAAUCAAUAGCGAUAUUAUAACGGAAUUUAAAGUUAUUGGAGAUCUAGAAAAAUACGGCCACUUUGCUGGAUUGGUUUUGGAACGUAAUACCCAUGUGGGGUGUACUUUGAUACGUUACACGCGACCAGAGUAUCCUUAUUUGUAUAUUUAUAAUUUUGCCUGUAAUUAUGCCACGGUAUAUGCCUAUGAUGUUCCCAUUUAUACGGUGGGUAAACCGGGGUCGAAAUGUAGAAACGAAAUUAAUCCUCAUUAUCCUGGGUUAUGCUCCCCCGAAGAGGUUUAUAAUCCAAAUUAUUAA